Xyrauchen texanus (razorback sucker) is the source of this 5036-nucleotide messenger RNA. Its product is annotated as actin-binding LIM protein 2-like. NCBI's taxonomy places the organism in Eukaryota, Metazoa, Chordata, Actinopteri, Cypriniformes, Catostomidae. Gene Ontology annotation, biological process: lamellipodium assembly; cytoskeleton organization. The transcript is spliced from 20 exons. Gene Ontology annotation, cellular component: actin cytoskeleton. Bases 225 to 2027 code for a protein of 600 amino acids. The record is from RefSeq and is a predicted model, not a curated record. Gene Ontology annotation, molecular function: actin filament binding.
CGAUGAGGCGGAAUCAUAUGACCUGCCGUUCAUUCCUAUAGUAUAGCUGUGACACGAGCUGCACCUCUACUGCACAUUUCUCCGUCGCUCCUAGCGAGAGGAACUGACAAUGCAUCAGAUCGCUGUGGUACACUGAUAUUCUGUCGGAUAUUAAUUCAAACACCAGUCGAUAUUCUCAUUGGUCGGUAUUUACGAAACAUACGUGACAUUGCUUCCGCGAGACGAUGCCUGAAGAAAAAGCGUUUCACCAGCAGGCUGUUCACAGUCCCCAUGAACAACAGAAUGGACAGCGGCAGAGUGGCCCCAUCCCAUGUCAAAAUUGUGGCAAGCCCUGCAAAGGCGAGGUGCUCCGGGUGCAGAACAAACACUUCCACAUCAAGUGCUUUGUUUGUAAAGUUUGUGGAUGUGACUUGGCUCGGGGAGGCUUUUUUGUGCGACAGGGCGAGUAUAUCUGCACUCUGGAUUAUCAGCGCCUCUAUGGCACCUGCUGCUUCAGUUGUGAAGAGUUCAUUGAAGGAGAAGUUGUGUCCGCCCUGGGCAAGACAUACCACCCUCGCUGCUUUGUCUGUGCCAUCUGCAAACAGCCGUUUCCAGCUGGGGACCGUGUGACGUUUAAUGGAAAGGAGUGCAUUUGUGAGAAAUGCACUCAGCCAGUACCAUUCAACAGCAUGGCACCCCCACAGGCUGUACACAAUUGCUGUGGCUGUGGAAAGGAGUUUAAAAAUGAGCAAUCUCUGGUGGCAUUGGACAAGCACUGGCACCUUGGCUGCUUCAAAUGCAAAGUGUGCAACAAAGUGCUCAAUGCAGAGUAUAUCAGCAAGGAUGGCAUCCCCUAUUGUGAAGUAGAUUACCAUGCUAUGUAUGGCAUCCAGUGUGAGACCUGCAAGAAAUACAUCACUGGAAAAGUACUUGAGGCAGGAGAAAAACACUAUCAUCCCACAUGCGCCAGAUGUGCACGUUGUGACCAGAUGUUUGGGGAAGGGGAGGAGAUGUACCUGCAGGGUUCUACCAUUUGGCAUCCUCCUUGUAGACAUGCAGCACGUAUAGAGGAAAAGAGUAAGGUAACCAGAACCUCCUCUGAAAGCAUCACCUCUGCUCCUGCGUCCAAUGCAUCAGGCUCCCCUAGCAGAGUUAUCUAUGCAAAACUGGGUGAUGAACAUCUGGACUACAAGGAUCUGGCUGCUCUUCCUAAAAUCAAAGCGAUCUACAACAUUGAGAGGCCUGAUAUGCUCUCAUAUUCCCCCUAUGUGAGCUACCCUUUGGAGGACAGAACUUUUGGAGAGGGAGAUGGAGAAAAGUCACCCCGCCAGUGGAGGCCCUCCAGCCCCAGCUCCAACAGCUCUUUAGGGGGUUAUGGCCGCUAUACCCCUUCCCGCUCACCACAAACCUACAGCAGACCAGGUAGUGAAAGUGGACGAAGUACCCCCAGUCUGUCCACCUACUCUGAUGGCAAAUCUCCUUCCUCUACAUAUGUUGCUGCCCCACGCCAUUUCCACAUCCCAGAGACUAAAGUCAAAGAUAAUAUCUAUAGAAAACCCCCUAUCUACAAACAGCAUGCUUCCAGAACCUCCUGGCAAGAUGGUGAUGACAUAGACAGAAAGACCAGAACAAGUUGGAUGAACCUGAAGAGUGAGAUUGAUGGACAGUCUCCAGACAUCGACCCCAGGACCUCCACCCACAGCUUGCCCACUGAUAUGUCUCAACCCAACUUUCCAUACAACAAGUCUGCUUCGCUGCCAGGAUAUGGGCGGAAUGGCAUAUACAAGGCGGCUGAUCUUGUUGAGGAUGAUGCAGACCAUGACUCUAGCUGGGGUGGAAUGAGAGAGUACAAGGUCUACCCUUAUGAAAUGCUAGCUGUGACUCACAAAGCCCAAGUAAAAUUACCACGUGAUGUGGACCGCACCAGACUUGAGAGGCACCUGUCACCAGAGAACUUCUUCAACGUAUUUGGGAUGACCAUUGAACAGUUUGACCGUUUGGCCUUGUGGAAGAAAAAUGACCUAAAGAAGAAAGCUCGCUUGUUUUAAACCAUGCCAAAUUUUCUCUAAUAAAAGCCAAGAUAAAGAGAAAAUCUCUUUUCAUCUGUCCUGUGUGCAUGGAGGGAUGAGUAGGAGAGAAAUAUAUAUGCACCUCCAUUCUGCUGCAUAGCAACUGGCAUCCCAUAUCAUGCUGAGGAAGAGGGAGUGUGCUGGAAUGCUUUCACAAUGCUGAAACAAUGUUCACCACCUAGCUUCAUGUGUGAAUGCCACACAACAUGGUCUGAAUGUUACUCUGAUGAUGGAGAGACUGGAGUCAGAACUGAAUUCUCCUUGGCUCUCUUCGUUUUUCUCUUUGAUUGUCUCUUUGAUCUCACUCCCUUGCCUGUCUUUGUGAUUUCUUUGUUGUAUACUCUCUCUGUGGAAAAAGCACUCAAUAUAGAUAUAAGCCACUUUCUCUGCAUUUUAUACCGUUGAUAAACAUGGCCAACCAGCUCUGUCCUUAUGGCUCUAUAAAACAUACUUGUUUUUUUUUUGACUGCUGUGAAUGUUGUCCAACUUGUCCCGUCAUUCAUACUGUAUGCUUAAAGUCUCUCUCUCUAGGAUGCGAGACACUCGCAUCCUAGUGUCUCGCUGUCUUUUCCCUCUACCUGUCUCUUCCUGCAUGUCCCUCAUGAUACUCAGCCACCUCUUGGACUGUAAAAUCUAUAAGUAUUAUCAGCUUAAUGGAAGCUCAUUCAUCUAUGGCUUUAGCAUGAACAGGCCAAAGUUCCAGUCAGAGCAAGAAGUCUACUAUCUUGUGAUCAACAAAGCACCUUAUAGUUUAUAUGUUAAAUAAUAGUUACUGUUGCUGUGGGUCUCACAGCCGAACAAUACAUUAUGUAUUGGUUUGCUUUUCAGGUCAGUGUGUCCAUUAUCAUAGAUUUAUCAGAACUUUACAGUUAUUCAAUUAGACUUAAAGAGUUGUUAUUUGUUCUGAACUGAUAUCUGGACUUCACAUACUCUCACCAUACAUUGUGCAUAGUAUGUAUGUCCAUACUGUAUAUGGUCAUAUUAUUACCAUAAUCUUAUCAGAUACAUAAGCCAGACAUUGCUUUGGUCUAAUCAUAUCAUAAAUCAUAUCAUAUCAUAGCAAACCCUUCAGAAUACAGAGUUCAACCAGAUACUUAUUUACCAUUUGCCAAUAAUUGCAACAUUGAUUUUAGCAUGGAGCCAUAACAAAGAUAACAGAUUCUGGUGCAGUUAACAAUGCUAAUACAACACACCACAUAAUAAAGCUUGCAGUUCAGUGGCGCUUCAUUUAAAACCAAAUUUGAUUGCAUUUUUCUUUUGAUGAUUCUUCGUAUGUGUGCAGUAUAUUCAGUAUAUUGAUAUAAAUGUCUGUUAUACUGAACAUGUCACUCUGUAGGCAUGCACUGCAUAUUGUAAAAGCAUCUUGUAACAGCUUCAUAAGGAAUUUAACUUUAGAGUGUAAUCAUUACAUUUUGUGUGAGUGAUUUGAUUUGUUGACUUGAAAGGUCUUUUAGUUUUUAAAAGAAUGAAAGCAGUGUUUGCUUAUUCAGACAUAUUCCUAAGUUUCUUCUGUUCCAAGUUUGCUUUAGAUAUUUUACUCCAAUGAAAUCGAACUUGUUUUUUUAGUUUUCUGCUACUGCCGAUUACUCAAAAUAGGGACAUUUAGUUAUAUGAAUAUGUUACUGAAAGAUAAGAGAAACCUGAAACUGUCAGAAAAAACACAUUCAGUAAACUCAGUUUUGACUAAUGAUAACCAUGUGUAACUUGUGCCUAUCUUGUUCAAUAUCAAGAGGUUUUUUUAUUUUUCUUCUUUUUUAUUGUUGAUUGAAAUUAUGAUGAUUCUAACCAACAAAAAUGUUGCACAUAUCUAAAUGUUUCUUUUCUUUAGGCCAGAAUGUAUGCAUUCUUCAUACUGUAAAAUUUUGCCUUCACUGGUCAUACCAAAAUCAGUUGUUCUGGGGAAUAUACAGUACAGUACAGAUAAGCUUGUCUCAAACACAUGGAUGUGUUCUGGUGUAUACACGCAGUAAAUGUGUCUGAGUACGUAGGAGGGAUCCUUCCCAGAUGAACCAUAUUGAGCUGGAGGACAAAUGUGUGAGUCUUAUUUGAACAGCUGUAGAAACAUGCGCUUGUGUGUGUGUGGUGUUAGCCUUCGAUUUAACAGUCCAAUAGUUCAGACUAGGUGAGAUCAGAGUGUGUUCAGCAGUUUUCAUACUUCUGUUCUAACCCUUAAAAACAGACCCAAGUCAAGACAAAAAAAGCCUAACUGCAGGUCAUAUCUGCAUUUGCUAAAUUUUAGUUUUUCUAAAAUAUAUGGUUUGCUUUUGAAAUUUUACCUUUCAUGUAUUUUUCUCUGUGUGUCAUGCAAAUGUCCACUUAAGUAUUAGUCUCUUUGCCUGGAUGAAAGCAGCACUGUGACCCAACAGAACUCUGACCCAGCAGUUUUUGAGAGUUGUUUUCCUUAGCAGUGAUGUUGCGUACAGUAUGAAGAGAGAUUGUGCCCAGCUUUGACUGCAUUCACUAAAAUAUUUUCUUUUAUAUCUAGAAAGUUUGAGAUGUAUUUCUGAAGUUGUCUUUGUGUUAUGGUUCACAAGGUCACACCAAAGGGGUUUCCAAUGGGUGUGCUUGGUUUUGUACAAGUAUGCAAACUACAGUAAUUACUACAUAUAACUGUGAUUCUGACUGUGCAAAAGUAAUGACUUUGGGAAAUAUAAAUGCAGCCUUUUAAUCCAACAUGUCUUUGAUUUGCUUUGCAAGAAAUAUUGAUAUUAUUCUCAAUAAAUACAGCUGAUUCAAAUUAAGUGUUUUUCUGCAAAGAAAAAAGUUUCUGAACUACUCAAAUUUAAGAACUUGAAUGGAUGGAUGGAUUGAUUGUGAUUAAUUGUAUAUAAAUUUUUUUUAAAAAAGGUCCCGUUGAAUGUAUGUUAAAAACUUGCAGCUUUGGUUGCCAGAAAUUCACUGUAAAUGUUUUAGGCAUAUAUAAAAUGUCACUUUGGAACAUGUAUACUUAACAGUUCGCUACGCAUAUAUAUAUAUUAACUCAAAUGA